GAAUCGGAAGCAAAGGAAUCGAAUUUGUAGAAUCGGAACGUCGAGAGAUCAGUGAGCUCUAUUGAUGUAAUUGGGAGGUACAAUAUAUUUGUUGAUAUUUGUGCUCUAUGGAACUCCCCUAGAAGAAAUCGAAGGAUUCUUGUAUAUGGGACCUUCUCUGUAUUAACGUUUCAUUAUUUCAGGGUGUGUUCCGUUUCUGGCAGGUAGUAACGAUCACAGUUGUUGGGCAGUCUGAAAGACCAACACAAUGACAACUGCUGCAAGGCCAACUUUCGAACCUGCUCGUGGCGGACAAGGACGUGGUGAAAAGGAUUUAAGUGCUAUAUCUCGCCAGUAUUCAAGCAGAGAUUUACCAUCCCACAAUAAAUUGAAAUACCGAGAACAUGGCCAAGGGUCUACUGACGAGCUCCGCUCCCGAGACUUCCGUAAGGAGCUGGAAGAACGUGAGCGUGAGAAGGACAAGAGCAGUGCCCGUGAACGAAGGACAGAUUCAGGCUCUCACUCCAGUGGAGGUAGCAGUAGCAAGAGGCCUAAACUAGACCAGGUACCUGCUGCCAGCCUUGAUGCUGAUGAUCCUCUGGACGAGGAGGACUCCGAUGAUGGGGAUAGUGAUGAUGAUACUGCACAAUUGCUAGCUGAAUUGCAACGUAUCAAGAAAGAACGUGCUGUUGAGCAGGCAAAACGGGAAAAUGAAAAACGCCAAGAGGAGGAACGCAUUCGAAUGGAAAAUAUUCUGAGUGGCAAUCCUCUUCUUAACUAUGCAGCUCAAGCUCAAAAAGGAGACCUCAAGGUGAAGCGGCGAUGGGAUGAUGAUGUAGUGUUCAAGAAUUGUGCUCGUUCAGAACCAGAAAAGAAAGAUCAAUUCAUUAAUGAUUCAUUACGCUCUGAAUUUCAUCGGAAGUUCAUGGAAAAAUAUGUAAAAUGAAUUACAUUGAUUAGAGUAUUGACUGAGAAGAUAUGUGAAUUAAGUUGUGUUGUGAAGUACUAGAUGAAGAAACAUUGCUGAUAUGGGAAUUAGUUUGUUUGAGUGAACAUAAACAACGGUUAUUUGCUGUUGAAAGCCUUGAGAAUGACUGUUGUGAAAUAUUCAUGUCCUUGUGCAUAUUCCCUGUUAUGAAGAGAUUAUAGUAUGGAUCAUAUUGUUUUCAUCAAAAUCUCUUUUGUUAUUUCUCUGAAAAGUGAAUAUAAUUCUUUAUCAACAUUGAUUGAUUGAUUGAUUGUGUCUUAAUAGCGUGUCACUGUAUUUCACGUUUCUUGGUGGAGUGUGUUGCAGAAAUGAGCUUGUGCUGACCCAAAAUUAAUUACAUAUUUCUUUUGAAGGAAUAAUUUUGUACCAAUAAAAUGUACAUUGUUAAUUGUUUAUAUUAUUAUCUUAAUUUAAUGAGUUAAAAUAAUUAUUAAUCAUUUUUUAGUUAUGCAGUUUUAAGGUUAACUGUGAUUUCACAUUAUCAAAAAUAAUUUAUUGUGAUGAAUGUUCUCUGAUAAUUAGAAUUGUAUUGAAAAGGAGCAACUUAUACUUUUUAGAGUAUGGAUUCUGAAAGCAUUUAUUAAAAAAACAUUUGGUUUAUCAUUUUUGUAUGCAGUUAACCUUUCAACUGAGAAUGAUGUUCUCUGCACAAGUGUGGUAUCUGUUUGUGGCCUGUAAAGCAAUGUGCAAUGGUUGGUGCAGGCUUUGCUUUGUGCUGUUCUCUUAUACUAAAUAAAUAUAUGAAAUAUGCUUUCACAGCUUUAUAGGCAUCAAAUCAAGCUUUACUUUCAUAUGUAUAUAUUAUAUUGUUCAAUUCAUAAGGGGUUCUAUUGAUAUCCAAAUCAAAACGUUCUACUCAUUUGUAACAUCUAACAUCAAUGUAACAUCUAAGGUUUGUGAAGGUCCUAAAUUGAACAUCGUUUGAAAGAAUUUCUGAUUUCUUGGACAGUGAGGUGUAUGAUUCUGUCACGAAAUUCAUGUUUGACAAUCACUGGGGGGCAAAUUUUAAUGAAAUGUGGUUUGUUUGUUUUUUAUUUAUUUUAUUUUUUUCGCUUUAGAACAAUAUCAUUAAGUAUAGGAACUAAUUUUAUAUUAUGACAAAAGAAAAUGACCCAUUUUUAUGAGUAAUGUUUUUGCAUUUUUUGUCGAUUUUGACUUAGUCAUAUUAUCUUUUCCAGUCAUUUUUAAUGCAUUUUUUGCUGAUUUCAUCAAAUUUAAUAUUUUAAUGGUACAAGUACUUGCUUCAAAUAAUAUUUUUGAGAUACAACAAAUGUUUUCCACAGAAUUCUCGACAAGCCUAUUUAUUUAUUCAUUCAGGAAUUGUAAUGUCAUGUAAUCACUCAGAAAUUGUAAUGUAAUCUAAGGUUCAGUGCCAUUGGCAGUUCAGGAUUUUUCGAGACAACUAAAGACAUAUUUCCUGGUAAAGAACAUUCCAUACCAUAAGUUUGCAAGCUGAGUUCACUUGAACGAAUGGCAGAAGCCUCAAUAACAUCAGUAACAUCCAACAGCGUGAGUUGUUCAUCCACAUUGCUUUUGAUCACAUUUUUACAUCAUUUU
Gryllus bimaculatus (two-spotted cricket) is the source of this 2524-nucleotide messenger RNA. Lineage: Eukaryota; Metazoa; Arthropoda; Insecta; Orthoptera; Gryllidae. The record is from the annotation of a GenBank genome assembly.